AUGGCGUCAAGACUGGAGCAGGGGGUUGCCACCCGUGGGGCGGGCAGUUUCGAGACGGCGGUUGCGCGGUAUAACGUUUUGCAGGAGAGCUACAGCUCAGAAAAGCCUUCGGUCACGUUUCCCGUGCACGCGUGGAGGCGUUGGAAUCCCUCCGCGUUUGCAAUUCAGCAAGGUGAGACGUACGCGGUGGAAGUGCCGGGGGAGCAGUACUGGGAGGACGGCCGGAUACGUGCCGACGCCGCUGGGUAUGCCACCUACUACGACGCCGUCGACGCUUGCUGGGUGGCCAACGGGCGAUGCCGAUCGUACCUACAUGGCUCCCAACCCCGGGUCCCCGCCCACCGCGCGCGCUGGAUGGAGCUGGUGUGCGGCAUCGGAGAUUUCGUGAGGGCAUUGAGAGAGGCGAUGCCGGGAGAGGAGCGCUACCUUCCGAUUGACGGGGAGUCGCUCCAGGCCUCCCUGAUGCCGGUGGGUCGAAACCUGACAUUCGUGGCCGCGGCAACGGGGGAGCUGGUCUGCUUCGCCAACGACGCCGAGGGCCUGUACGGCAACAACCGCGCGUCUCUGAACGUGACGGUGACGCGCGAGUCGUGGCCGCCGGACGGGACGUACGUGGAAGAGAACUACGACGCGCACCUCGACGACGAUCCUCCGGUCGUCUAUCCCUAG
Ectocarpus siliculosus is the source of this 669-nucleotide messenger RNA. The record is from the annotation of a GenBank genome assembly. Lineage: Eukaryota; Phaeophyceae; Ectocarpales; Ectocarpaceae.